Molecule: messenger RNA, 2022 nt
Organism: Trichophyton benhamiae CBS 112371
Lineage: Eukaryota; Fungi; Ascomycota; Eurotiomycetes; Onygenales; Arthrodermataceae
Exons: 2
Coding region: 1-2022 (673 amino acids)
Biological process (GO): regulation of translational termination; peptidyl-proline hydroxylation
Cellular component (GO): cytoplasm
Molecular function (GO): peptidyl-proline dioxygenase activity; L-ascorbic acid binding; iron ion binding
Source: RefSeq, a predicted model, not a curated record
AUGAAGCGCAAGGCGGACUCGGAGGCGCAAAGCCCAGCCGAGAAUGGCGACCAACUGGCAAAGAAACGAGCCAUCUCAGCUCAAUCGGUGGUUCCAUCCUUUGCAGAUGGCCUUCUAGAUAAGGAUACGCUGGAGAAGUACAAGGCAGCUUAUGCGAAGUCAGGCCCGUAUAAACAUGGCGUUAUCUCUCCGUUAUUCAACCAGAAGCUCCUCCGUGCUGUCCGCAGCGAGAUUCAAGAGCACAUCUCCUUCACAGAGAAAGAGACCGACAUCUACAAGAUCUACCAGUCUGGAGAUUUGGCCAAUCUCGAUGGAUUGGACGAUGAAUCGCUCUCGCGGCUGCCUUCUUUGUUGAAGCUACGAAAUGCCUUAUACUCGGAGCCGUUUCGAGAGUACCUGUCUGAAGUUACCGGUGCUGGAAAGCUGAGCGGUAGCAAGACCGAUAUGGCUGUCAAUGUCUAUACUGGUGGAUGCCAUCUGCUAUGCCAUGACGAUGUGAUUGGAAGCCGACGAGUGAGCUAUAUCCUAUAUCUGACUGACCCGGAUGUGCCAUGGAAGCCAGAAUGGGGUGGAGCACUGCGAUUGUUUCCGACCACGACGGAAACUAAUGCGGACGGGGAGGAAGUCAAGAUCCCCAAGCCGGAUCAUACUGUUUCUAUCCCACCGGCUUUCAAUCAGCUGAGUUUCUUUGCGGUGCAACCUGGUGAGAGCUUCCACGAUGUCGAGGAGGUGUAUCACAUGGAAAUGAAGGGCAGUGAGAAGGAGAUCAAGUCUAGAGUGCGCAUGGCGAUCAGUGGCUGGUUCCAUAUCCCGCAGGAGGGCGAGGAUGGGUACGAGGAAGGUCUUGCAGAGAAACUGGCUGAACGAAGCAGUCUCCAGCAGCUUCAGGGUGAAGGCGACGAGUUUGAUCGACCACAGCCGCAAUUUGUCCCGUAUAAGACAGUUGAGGAGCAAGAUACAUCUUCCAAGGGCAAGGAACCCGCUAAGUCUGCAGGAGAAGACGAUAAUGAUGAUGAAGGGUUCAAUGACAAAGACCUUGAUUUCCUGCUCAAGUACAUUGCCCCGUCGUACUUGACACCCGACGUAGCAAGCCAGCUGAAUGAGAUUUUCGACAACGACCGGAUUGUCCGACUCGAGAAGUUCCUUUCAGACAAGUUCACCCCACGUCUGCGCUCGUAUAUCGAGAGCCAGGAAAAGGAUGAGACAUUCCCUACCUCUGCGGAAGAGAUUGAGCAGAAGACAGAUUGGAAAGUGAGCCGGCCACCACAUAAGCACCGAUACCUGUACCAGCAACCGUGUUUGGACAAGACCAGCGACGGGCAAAAGGAAAAGACGCCCAUCCAGGAGCUGCUGGAGGAUCUUCUUCCAUCACGCGCAUUCAAGAAAUGGCUCUCUGCAGUGACUGGACUGGAUGGCUUGCUGGGCUACAACCUUCUUGCCCGCAGAUUUAGACGCGGGGAGGACUACACCCUUGCCAGCGGAUACGAAGGGGAAUCGCCCCGCCUUGAGUUUACCAUUGGCAUCACCCCGACCCCUGGCUGGGAGAAGGAAGAAGAGGAUGAGGAGGAAGAAGAGGCUGGGAAAGCAGACAAGACCAAAUCUGAGACCAACAGCAAAGCCAAGCCAGAGAACGGCACAGCAGCAGCAGAACAAGAGGAAGAGCUAGCUGUUGGAGGCUACGAAAUCUACAUGGCAGGUGAUGACGAUGACGAAGAAGAGGAAGAAGCCGGCGCAGCAACGGAACAAACGCUGGGCUCGACGGGAAGCAAAUCAAAGGUGAACAAGUCAAAGGCCGACCCGGCCAUCUACAAGUCGUCGACCAAUGACGAGGAUGACGGAAUCCUGUUCAGCAUGGCGGCCGGCUGGAACCGCAUGAGCAUUGUGCUACGGGACCAAGGGCCGCUGAAGUUUGUGAAGUAUGUGAGUCGUGCAGCCAAGGGCGAUCGGUGGGAUAUUACCGGCGAAAUAGACGUUGAAUAUGAUGACGAGGAGGAGGAGGAGGAUGAAGAGGGUGACAAGUAG